CUUGGCGGACUCCGGUGCACUGUGGGAUGGAAACCCAAGCGGCGCGUCGAGGCAGGGCCUGGCGGCGGCGGCGGGGCCGGCGGCGGCCGGGGAGCGGGGCUUAGGCUCGGCGGCCGACGAGACGCGGGCGGCGCCGCCAUGAACGCGGCGGUGGUGAAGCGGACGCAGGAGGCUCUGGGGAAGGUGAUUCGGAGGCCGCCGCUGACGGAGAAGCUUCUGAACAAGCCCCCGUUCCGCUACCUGCACGACAUCAUCACGGAGGUGAUCAGGGUGACUGGUUUCAUGAAGGGCCUCUACACAGACGCCGAGAUGAAGUCCGAUAACGUUAAGGAUAAAGACGCCAAAAUUAGCUUCCUUCAGAAGGCCAUAGACGUGGUGGUCAUGGUCUCCGGAGAGCCACUGUUGGCAAAACCGGCCCGGAUCGUGGCCGGGCACGAGCCUGAAAGGACCAACGAGCUGCUCCAGAGAAUCGGAAAGUGCUGUCUCAACAAGCUCUCCAGCGACGAUGCGGUGAAGAGAGUGUUAGCCGGAGAGAAGGUGGAAACAAAAGGAAGGUCCUCACUGACAUCAAAACCCCAAGAAUUGGAUAAUAAGAACGUGAGGGAGGAAGCGUCCAGGGUUCAUAAAGAUAAAGAGGAUAGAAGAAACUCUGAAAUAAACGAGAGACAUACAAGCGGAGGUCGAAAACAGAAAGAGGAAUUAAAGGAAGAAAGCAAACCAAGAGAAAAGGAAAAGGCCAAGGAAAAGGCCAAGGAGAAUGACCGAGACAGACACAAAGACCCCGAGAGAGACAAGUACCACGAAGGGGAGAGAGAGCGGGCCAAGAACAGGGCCCGGCUGGAGAGGGACAGGGACCAGGACGCAGAGCGGGAGAGGGAACGGAGGAACGAGGCCGGAAAGGAGAAGGAGAAGUGGAAAGACCGGGAGGGAGCGCGCGAGCGAGACAAGGGCCGGGACCGGGACCGGGACCAGCAGAGGGUACGGGACAGAGAGCGCUCCAGGGGCCGCGACAGGGAAAAGAGCCACGAGCGCGAUAAGCCGGAGAAAAGGUCCUCAGGCUCAGGAGAGAUGUCUAAAAAGUCAUCAGAUGGAUCUUUCAAAGACUUCAAAGCUGAAACAGAGACUGAGAUUUCCACUAGACCAUCCAGGUCCGUGACAGCAAAGACAUCAAAACAGCGAUCCAAAAAUUCAGUGGAAGGAAGAAGGGAUUCUAGAACCAGUGAAAAUAGUCUCUCCCCUGAAAAAGAACGUAACUCUUCCUGCAGUAAAGCUAAGAAGGAACACACCGGGAAGCAGCUCGGGACAGAGGAGGCUAAUACUAACUCAGCUAGCGUUUCAGAUGCUAAUUCAUCUAGUCUGCAGCGGCGAGAAAGUGCUGAGCCAGAACCAGCAGUAAAGCAGAAAGGUGAUUCUCCUAGUGAUGCAGAAGGAGACGUCGGACCUUCUGGCCAGGAGAAGUGUGAGGUGCCGGAGAAUUCCGAGCUGCCCGGCGAGCUCCCAGCCGCUGUCAGGAGGAUACCUCGGCCCGGGAGCGCACGGCCCGCACCUCCCCGGCUCAGGCGGCCGGAGAGUGUGGAGGUGCUGACAACGGACAGGACAGGAAGUGGUAAAACCAUCUCAAAUGUGAUCGUAGAGUCACAGAAUUCUGACGAUGAGGACGACGAUCCGUUUGUGGUGGAGGCUGCCCCCCAGCUCUCUGAGAUGGCAGAGCUUGAAAUGGUACAAGCGGUGGAAUUAGAAGAUGAGAAGCACGGAGGACUUGUCAAAAAAAUUCUGGAGACUAAGAAAGAUUAUGAGAAGUUGCAGCAGUCACCCAAACCUGGAGAGAAGGAGAAGCUGCUCGUCUUCGAGUCGGCGUGGAAGAAGGAGAAGGACAUAGUCUCCAAGGAGAUAGAGAAGCUCCGUGUGUCCAUCCAGACCCUGUGCAGGAGCGCACUUCCCCUGGGCAAGGUCAUGGACUACAUCCAGGAGGACGCGGAUGCCAUGCAGAACGAGUUGCAGCUGUGGCGCAGCGAGAACCGGCAGCAUGCUGAGGCCCUGCAGCAGGAGCAGAGCAUCACAGACUGUGCCCUGGAGCCCUUGAAGGCGGAGCUGGCGGAGCUGGAGCAGCUGGUCAGAGACCAGCAGGACAGGAUCUGCGCUGUGAAGGCCAGUAUCCUGAAGAAUGAAGAGAAAAUUCAGAAAAUGGUACAUAGUAUCCAUUUGAGUUCCAGAAGUUCUCCGGGGAACUCCUCCUUCACCCCAGUGCCCUGGUGGAGGACUCAGCCACGGGCUUGCACUGGUCUUUGUGUCGGCACGUGGCCCAGCGGGACACUCAGAGUACUCUUUGGGAUGGACAUGUGAUGUGGGCUGAGAGGUUUCUCCUGCAGUUACUGAGCAAGGAGCUUGAAGGCCUGUGGCGAUGCAACGCAGAAGAAACUGUCACAGUGGAGACUGCACACAGAGGAAAGCAGGUCUGGAGUGGUUCCAGGGCACCAAGAGAUUCUGCUACAACAGGCCAAUAGAUUCUUUUUUCCUUUACUGGUUUGAGUAGAGCCUCUCCUGACAAAAUCAUCAACUCACUGUGAUGUUCAGAGGGAAACUCUGAAACCGAGCAGGACCCUGUGGGGCUCCUGGGCACAGACGCCUUUCCAUGUCCCCCGUUUCUUGUUUGUAGGGAACAGACUCCAGCCUCCAUGACCUUCCCUGAGUUCCAGAGGGCAGGUUCAAACAGCUGCUAAUCAGGGAAGGGAGGGGAUGCAGAGACAAGGGAGGAGUAGCCAAGAAACAAUAGAGCAGCCUUGGGGGCAGGGUCCUGGUCCCUCCUCAAGGGAUACAUAUAACAAUGUAUUUGAGCUCUUUACAGAACUAAAACCCCCAACAAAUGGGAGAUGUUAGCAUUCUUCAUUCCAGAGAACAUCACAGUUUGAUCACCUCAUCAAGGGACCACAGGAGGCCAGAUGAAAGGGACCAGAGCAGCUCAUUAGGUGGAGACCACCUGAGGCCAGAUGAAAGGAGUGCAGGCCCUGCACACACCCUAAUCCGUAUCAGCAACCCCACCCUUGAACCAUAGCUAUAAACUCCUCACCAAAUCUUCCUGGGUUGGGACACACAGUUUCUGAGGGGCAUGUGGCCCUCUUUGCCCAGCAAAGCAAUAAAGCUGCUCUUUUCUACUUCACCCAAAACUCCAAGAUCUGAUUCAGCUCCGGUGCACAGAGGCUGAGCUUUUG
This is a messenger RNA of Kogia breviceps (pygmy sperm whale), 3209 nucleotides long. NCBI's taxonomy places the organism in Eukaryota, Metazoa, Chordata, Mammalia, Artiodactyla, Physeteridae. The record is from RefSeq and is a predicted model, not a curated record.